GAAGUGUGAAAAAAAAUCGAAAAGAACUGGCAAAUCCUGUAAGAAAAAAUUAAAGAAAGAAGGAAAAUCUGAUCACUAACGAAAAAGAGAAUGAUAAAAAAAUAUAAAGACAAGAAAAGAAAAUGAAGUCUCUAACCCUAACCCCCAAUUACAAUUUACGUACCAAUUCCAUUUCUCUCUCCAAAUUCAUCCAUUAUCAUCUUUUCGUCUAAAAAAUUAUCACACGAAAUUUCGGAUUUCUGUCAUCAAAUUACAUUCUUCCAAUUUGAGGAACAGAUUAGAAGAGUGAGAGAAAACGAUUGCGCGAAAUCAAACUUUUUAGACGAGAUCAGAAACUUUGAUCUUUAUAAAAUUUGAAGGUUGGUGAUGGGGGCAUUAAUGUCAAGAUUUUGGUUCAUGUUAUUCCCAGCAAAGGAAUAUAAGAUUGUGAUUGUUGGUCUUGACAAUGCUGGAAAGACAACCACCCUUUAUAAAUUGCACUUAGGAGAGGUGGUUACUACUCAUCCUACAGUGGGUAGCAAUGUUGAGGAGCUUGUCUACAAAAAUAUUCGAUUUGAGGUAUGGGAUCUGGGUGGGCAAGAUAGAUUGAGGACGUCGUGGACCACGUACUACCGAGGAACACAUGCUGUCAUUGUGGUGAUUGACAGCACAGAUAGGGCGAGAAUAUCGAUUAUGAAAGACGAGCUUCUCAGAUUGCUUCCAAGUGAGGAUCUUCAACAAGCUGUUGUGCUGGUCUUUGCAAAUAAACAGGAUCUAAAGGAUGCCAUGACUCCAGCAGAGAUUACUGAUGCUCUCUCGCUCCACAGCAUAAAAAAUCAUGAUUGGCAUAUCCAAGCGUGCUCUGCCCUUACUGGUGACGGGUUGUAUGAUGGAUUGGGAUGGAUUGCCCAGCAUGUUGCUGGGAAGGCUACGAGUUAAUAUAAACUCAGAGCUCCUGUUGUUUGUUCACCCCUUUUUAUUCUUUUUUUUACUUAUCUAUACAAGUGCAUAUGCGCUGUUUGAUCGUGUAAUAAGUUUGUAUUUGGAACAAGAUUGAUUGCUAUGAAGUUGGAAUUUCUUUUGUAAUGUUUGUUGUUCUGCCUGAGAUGUCUUUCCAAUACUGCACUUGAAUUAUAAAUUUUCCAUUUUGGGACGUCGGCCAUGGAUAUUAUGUUGGUCUUUUUAUUGAUUGUGGUUCCUUAUGGUUUAUUUGGUAAGGAGAAGGAGUUUGCUGCA
Molecule: messenger RNA, 1215 nt
Organism: Beta vulgaris subsp. vulgaris (sugar beet)
Lineage: Eukaryota; Viridiplantae; Streptophyta; Magnoliopsida; Caryophyllales; Amaranthaceae
Exons: 2
Coding region: 367-918 (183 amino acids)
Biological process (GO): intracellular protein transport; protein localization to Golgi membrane; vesicle-mediated transport
Cellular component (GO): trans-Golgi network; cytoplasm
Molecular function (GO): GTP binding; GTPase activity
Source: RefSeq, a predicted model, not a curated record